CACUUCUGGCAUACAAACAGUGAACGUUGCCGGAUGAAGGACUUGUUCUUCCUUCUCUUGGAGUAAUUCUGCCGCUGCCUGGAGCCUGGCUGUGUCUGCAAGGGGACGGAGCUCUCCCCUGCAGGUCAAUCCCUCUGCUUCAAGCCUCACCUGGGCUGCUGCCAGCUCUUGAACCCUGACCCUGAGGCUCUGUGAGUGACUGCUGCUCUGGGCUCACUGGGUCCCCAAGAUGCUCAGCCAAGACUCCACGAGAGAGCUCUGCCCUCUGAAGGCCCUCAGUGCUCUGUGAGAUGAUCGUCUCUGUGGAGCCCAGGAGAGCAGCUUGAAAACCACCAGGCACCGGUGACUGGCAUCAAUGCCCACCCCCAGCACCUCCUGUCUGCCUGCUCCCACAUUUGGGAAAGAAGGGGAGCUUGACUUUGCGGGGUGACUGGCCUGGAAGCAGAUGCCAGCUGCCGGCAGUAAGCAGUGUCCUUUUGGAAUCCCCAGGCUGGGUCUUGGUGGCACUUCUGCCGUCGUUUUGCUCAAAAUGAUUUGUCUCUCUGGGGACCUGAGCCACCUGCUGGUCUCCCCAGCCGAGCCGCCCGCCCACCCUCAGGGACCAGCCCUCAUGUAGCCAUCGGCCUGGUGCUCUGUUUGUCUGAGUGGCUGCUGGAUGAAGUAGCACCUGGACGGACAGACAGGCAGACAGUGGGGAAAAAUCCCAAGGAGCUAGCUGCGCCCGGCUGGAAUGGCCCAGGAGUCGGUGUGGCCCGGGGACCGGGGAGCGGCCCCUGCUGGCUGGCAGUGCCGGCUGGGCGGAACCGGGAGGACCUGAGGAGAUGCCCCUGGGAGCAGGCACUGGCCCCGGCUGUCUCUGAGCCCCAUGGCCCAGCCCGGCAUGACGGUGCGGCCAGCACUCCUGAAGCGGAGCAGCCUGGAGUCGGUGGAGCCGGAUAGGCCCCCUCAGCACCGCAGGAGCAGGUCCCAGCAGGUGCGCUUUAAGGAAGAUGGGGCUGUCCCCAUGCCCUCAGGUCCCGCCCUGACGGGUGGGCACUGCCACCUCCCCGCCUCCUACUCACUCUCCUUCCCCAGGACCCUGGGGACUGGGGGCUUGCUGGACGCGGCCGUGCAGACCUCCCCAGGUCUCAGGAAGCACUGCCCGGCCUUCAAGAGGCGGCGGCUCAGGGCCAGCAAGUCCCUGGUAGAGAUGCCCGAAGCCUGCGGGCCUCAGCCCAACGGCGGGCUGUGUGAGCGGGACGUGGUGUCCACCGGGCUGGCCUGUCUGCGGCUGGCCGGGCAAGUGGAUGAUGGGCCUCGUGUGACUGGGGCAGCCCACCCUCUGCCCCCCGGCGUGCCCAGAGCCCAGAGCAAUGGGCCGGUCAGCAUAUGUCUGGCGGCAGGGGUGUGGAGGCCCCCCGGCAUAGCAACAGCGGCCACCCAGGUCCCCGAUGAAGAUGCUUAUCACAGCCCUCCCUGGGGCACUCAGGAGACUUCUUGCAGCCCGGCUGAGAUGGUCCGGGUCGGCACUCCUACACCCCCUCCGGCUGAACCCUGUCCAGGUGACCAGAGAGGAGAGUCUACCCUAGACUCGCAGAGCCCCCCCUCCUGCCCCAAUGCCACCAGCAGUGCCAACCACAAGCGGGGCACAGGGAAACUCAAACCCCCAUCAGUGCUUCUGCCCAAAGACAACCCCGGCGGCCAAGACCUGGAACCCUCGUCCUCUCAGCUGAAGGCAACCUGUGUCUCCUCACCUCCACCGAGGACUCGCAGCUCUCCCCCGCCCGGGCCCCCCAGCCAGCCAGCCCCCCCAGGGGGGGCUUCAGACUGUCCCUCAUUGAGCAGCCCCCACAGGGACCGGCGGUUACCUAGGCAGAGUGGAGUGUUGCAGGGGCCUGCCCCCCAGUGUCAGGAGCAGACGUCCAGGAACCCCACCCGACCGGACACCCCAGAAAUCCUCAACUGCCCCAGAGGUGGGCGACCCCCAUGCCCGCUGCCCAGGCCAGGGGGCCGGCUCCAGGGCCACAGGGAGGCGGGGGACGGCCACCCCCUGCACCUGGCACGGGGAGAGCUCUGUGACCUGCAGGGCCGGCUACAUUCGGUGGAGGAGUGUUUGCACGCCAACCAGGAGAAGAUCAAGGUCCUGCUGAACGUGAUCCAAGACCUGGAGAAGGCGCGCGCGCUCACCGAGGGCCGCAACUUCUACCGAACUGGCCAGGAUCUCAACAACUGCAGCACCUGCCAGAACACAGCCUGCAUCAUAUACAGCGUGGAAUAUGACUUUCGGCAGCAGGAAGGCCGGUUCCAUGAGGUCCUGCAGACGCUGGAGGAAGCCGAGCCCACAGAGGAGGCCUCGCCACCAUCCCAGCUCCUGGCAGAAGCCCCUGCCCCGGAGAAACAGGACUUGAGGCGGAAAAGCAAGAAGGUGAAGAAGAAAUGCUUCUGGUGGAUCUGAGCUUGGUGGGGGCGUUGCCUCUGAUGCCUCUCUUACCACUUGGGGCACCCGCCCCUCAGGCCCUGUCUGCCUCUUAGCAAAGGCCCUUGGUCGUGAGCUGUGAACCUCAAACAGGAAAGGCUCAGUCUGGCUGAGUGCCACGGGACACCUGAGCAGCAGCCUCCAGUGAGCGAGCUCCACAGCUUCCUGAGGACUCGUGACCCUGGGUGACCAGCUGCCAAGUCCCAGGCUGCACC
Erinaceus europaeus (western European hedgehog) is the source of this 2670-nucleotide messenger RNA. It is a transcript of the gene INSYN2B, whose product is annotated as inhibitory synaptic factor family member 2B. The transcript is spliced from 4 exons. NCBI's taxonomy places the organism in Eukaryota, Metazoa, Chordata, Mammalia, Eulipotyphla, Erinaceidae. Gene Ontology annotation, biological process: inhibitory postsynaptic potential. The record is from RefSeq and is a predicted model, not a curated record. Gene Ontology annotation, cellular component: postsynaptic density. Bases 866 to 2434 code for a protein of 522 amino acids.